AUCAACGGGAAUAAAAAUGAGAGGUUGCCGCAGCCAUGCAUGCACCUCUCACAAAUCUGCAGCAGACCAAAACUCCGAACAACCGCAAAACAACUAACUCGAGACAUUCUAGUACACUGCCACCAUGAAGAUCCCUCUUCGCAUAGAUCCCAUCAGGAUUUCUCUGCGAGAUCAAAGUAAAGGAUUAAAGAUUAACCACCAAACCUUUGUCUUUCAUCAUGAGGGAGAGAAUGCUCUAAAGUUUCAAGAUUGCUAUGAUCUAGGAGCCAAGCUUCGGACAUUUAGGGAUGUCUACAAAUGCACUCAUAAGGCAACCAAGACAGAACGCUCGGUCAAGAUACUAGGACGUGAAACCAUUGACAGGGAAACCUUUCUGGGAAAGCUUGCGAUCCUCAAGAAAAUGGACCAUCCCAACCUAGUUCAUGUGUUCGAAUCCUUCGAAGAUGGUAGCAACUAUUAUGUGGUCACUGAGAGCAUGGCCCAUGACAGUCUCUAUGAUGCUAUCUCAACGAAACGGGAAGCUGGUGUGGCUUUUGGGAAGCCACACGUGGCUCAGAUCUUGCUGACACUAUUGGAAUGCCUCAACUACUGUCAUUCACACAAUGUCAUCCAUGGGAAUAUCCAGCCCAAGAACAUUCUGGUUCCCACCGGAAUGGGCUUUGAUAAGCUACUUGUGGUCAACUUUUUUGAUUCUUCUGUCAGCCUUGAAAAGCGACGGUCAUCAGGGGCAAGGGCUGGAGACAGCAGUGAUGAUGACAGCACGGAUGGAACUUCUGCCGGUAUGGGACGCACCUCAAAACGAAAGACUCGUUUUGCCGCACCAGAAGCCGGUGCUGAUGGAGGCACACACACCAAGUCAGACAUUUGGUCCUGUGGAGUGAUUGGAUACCACCUGCUGACUGGGAAAUAUCCAUUUGAAAAGCCAUCGGAUAGCCGAAAGCCAAUUUCUCGGAAGGCAUGGAAAGGUAUGGACCCUGAGGCGCAGGAAUUCCUACGGGAGCUGCUGGCCUUUCGCCCAUCAGAUCGUCCACCUGCCUCAGAAGCAUAUGAUGCUGACUGGUUGGCUUUGGCCAAGUCAGUGGAAGCCAAGGUUGAUUCGGCCAUGCAGGAUGAAGUCAUGAAAUCUCUAAGCAAAUUCAGCAAGAAGGACAAGCUCCAGCAGGCAGUCAGUGCCUACAUUGCCACCCAUCUUUUGGCCAAGAUUGACAAGGAAAAAUGGGAUGAGAUCUAUAGGCACAGUGACCGGAACAGUGAUGGUGUCAUUUCUAAGAAGGAGCUACUGGACGGGUUUGCCAAGGCUGGGAUUCGUAUCCCACGCAAUGAGAUGGAUGAGCUCUUUGUGCGGUUGGAUAUGGAUGGCAAUGGUGUCAUUGACUACUCAGAGUUCUUGGCAAUGCAGGGUGACCUUGUUUGCCAACGUGACAAGUUGCGAGCAGCCUUUGAUGCCUUUGAUACGGAUGGAAAUGGGUACAUUGAAAAGGAAGACUUGCAAGUGAUUUUCCAAAGUCCUGGGGAAAAGGUUAUCUCCAAGUCAACAGCCAAAGCCAUGCUCAAGAGUGCAGACCAGGAUGGUGAUGGAAAGCUGUCAUUUGAAGAGUUUGUGGUUAUGAUGGGGAACCAUUGAUAAUUUAGCGAUGGCUUGUGAUACAUGUUGCGCGGCGAUGGCUACGCUGUAAAGGCCCUGUGUGUACAGAGAGGCAGGAUGACCCUCCAGAAAUUUGAAUGUUAUUUAUUUUUUGACCAUGGUUGUGACGGAUGGCCGUGAUUGGGCAAGCACGUGAUGCUGCCGUCGAGGCGAAAUGAGAAAAUCUUGUGCAUGCUAGAUGCCUUACCAAGUACCGGUGUGGCGAGCUAAAUGAUAAGACUUCCCUACUCUAAAGCUUACUUAUUCCU
This is a messenger RNA of Seminavis robusta, 1893 nucleotides long. NCBI's taxonomy places the organism in Eukaryota, Bacillariophyta, Bacillariophyceae, Naviculales, Naviculaceae. The record is from the annotation of a GenBank genome assembly.